CCGCCUGGUGUGGGGCUGCCUCCAACUCAAGUUCCGCUCGCCGACGGAUCAGUAGAGCAAGAAAGCAGUCUCUUAGUUAUGGGGGCGGCCGUGCGUUCGCGAAAUCCUCUAGUUGAAGGAAGACGACAAAGCAGCUGUUCAUGAAUGUCGUCUGUUUUCCCACCUUUAUUCAUAUUCUUGCCGCUGCAAAGUUCGAUCGUCCACCUACAAAGCUUCCUUGGAAAGACCCCCUUCCCCCGCACCUGAGCCCAGGCAGUAUCGCGAACCAACAAGGCUGACAUCAUGACCGAAAUUACUUUCAACAGGGAACGGCACAUCAAAUACUUUCUCCGAUGUCUCAAAACAUACCUUCCAGAACCAUAUACUUCCAAUGACUCCAAUCGCAUGCUUCUCGCCUACUUCACUGUUGCCGGUCUCGACCUCCUGGGAGUACUCCAUGACAAAACCAGCCUUCAAGAGCGACAAGGGUAUAUUGACUGGAUUUACCACUGUCAAGUACCUACAGGGGGCUUUCGGGGCUUCACAGGGGCAGACUUUGGGGUGGAUUUCCGAUCGCCAGCGAAUGAAGCUUGGGAUCCAGCCAAUGUGCCGGCCACAUUCUUCGCGCUUGUCAGUUUGAUUAUCCUUGGCGAUGAUCUGUCACGGGUGAAGCGCAUAGAGUGCCUAGAGUGGCUUCCUCGGCUGCAGCGUGAGAACGGCAGUUUUGGCGAAGUUCUUGGGCCAGGAGGCAAGAUUGAAGGGGGUGGUGACUUGCGAUUUUGCUGCUGUGCGGCAGGAACCAGGUAUAUCCUGAGAGGGACAGGUGGCGCAGAUUUACAAGGGCUGUGUGAUAUCAAUGUAUCCAAGUUAGCGGCCUUCGUUCAGGCUUGUCAGGCUUACGACGGCGGGAUGGGUGAAGCACCCUUUUGCGAAGCACACUCUGGACAUACGUAUUGCGCCAUGGGUGCUCUUUCGUUUCUAAGUCGAAUGGAAAAGGAUCAGCCCCUACCACCAAUCCUCUCACCUGCUGCCAUAGAGUUCGAGUCCUUGAUUCGUUGGUUAGUCGCCCGUCAGACGGCGGAGCUUGGCGAAACGGAGGACUCAUCGGACGAAGAGGACGAACGUAUCAAGCACAGCGAGAACCAUUCAUCACCACUGACAGUGGCAGUCAAAGGAGUUGACUCUGAUACGGAGGUAGAUGAGCUUCCAGUUCUUCCGCCGCUAAGAGAAGAGUCAUUACACUGGGCCGGCUUCAAUGGCCGAUGCAACAAAAAUGCCGAUACAUGCUAUUCUUUCUGGAAUCUGGCAACUCUGGUAAUGAUGAACCGAAUAGCUCUGGUUGACGCGUAUCGUAACCGCCAGUACCUCUUGGGCAAGACGCAGCACAUCAUCGGAGGUUUUGGUAAGGGCGUUGGAGAACCGCCUGAUCUUCUACACUCCUACUUCGGCCUCGUAGCCCUCGCAUUCCAGGGCGAACAGGGCCUGGACGGUGUUGAUCCAGCGGAAUUCUCCUCAAAGGACCUUCGGACGGUGGGCAACUAUACACUUGGGCGGUUGAUAGGAAAGGGCUCUUUUGGCAAGGUCUAUCUUGCCUCGCAUAAGCUGACCAAUGGUUCCAAGGUUGUACUCAAGUCCUCAGAUAAGGAGGAUAGGAACCUAGCGCGCGAGAUUCACCACCACCGUCAGUUUCUCCACCCCCAUAUUGCUCGCCUGUACGAAGUCAUUGUGACGGAGAAUCUGGUAUGGCUAGUGCUGGAAUAUUGUGCAGGCGAUGAAUUAUACAACCAUCUUCUUCAACAUGGCCCUCUUCCAGUCGAAAAGGUCAAGAAGAUUUUUACACAAUUGGUUGGGGCUGUGGCAUACGUUCACAGCAAAUCGUGUGUGCACCGCGAUCUCAAACUAGAGAACAUCCUGCUUGAUAAGCACGAGAAUGUCAAGCUUUGUGACUUCGGAUUCACAAGAGAAUAUGAGGGCAAGGCAAGCUAUCUGCAGACAUUUUGUGGCACGAUAUGUUACAGUGCUCCUGAAAUGCUGAAGGGCGAAAAAUAUGCCGGCGAGAAAGUGGAUGUCUGGAGCUUAGGAAUCAUUCUGUACGCAUUGCUUGCAGGCGAGCUCCCGUUCGACGAUGACGACGAUAAAAUCACCAAAGCCCGCAUCCUCAAUGACGAGCCGCUGUAUAAUGAGAAAUUCCCCAAUGAUGCGAAAGCCCUCAUCAAUUCGCUUUUGUCAAAGCGGCCUCUCAUCCGGCCAAGCUUGGAUGAGAUCCUUGCGCAUCCGUUUCUCGCUGAGCAUGCGUCGGAACAGCUCGCAAUAUUGAAGAUUCCACGUCCGGCACCAUUUUCGACCCCGCUUGAGAAGACAACUUUACAACGCAUGAAGAGUGCGGGCUUGAACAUUGAUGAUGUUGUGGAAAGUGUUCUCUCUCAACGCUGCGACCCACUCGCUGGUUGGUGGGCAUUGCUGAUAGAGAAAGAGCAACGCAAGGAACGCAAGAGGGAGCGUAAGCGUCGAGAACGUGAGGCUGAGGCCAAAAAUAUUCGCCGUCUCAGCGCAGCGAGCAGUCGGUUGGAAAAGAUCUCUGCAGCUUUGGUUGAAGUAGACGAGGAGGGACACGCAUCUUCGGACGGCCCUUUGCAAGAGCGUGGGCGUAGGAACAGGCGGAGCUUACCAUCUCAACUCGCCGUGCCAGAAUUGGCCAUGCUUCCUGAGCCAAUUCCCGUGCAGUCUCCAGACUCUAGCGCGCCUCCUCCACCUAUUGACAAAGACUCCGUCCGCUCCGCAAGCUCCACUCGACCACGUCCAAUUCCGCCUCCCAAAGAUCACGCACGGCGGCCGAGUACUUUGCACGCCAGCGCCUCGCAACCGGAACUGGCACAACACAACGGCCUCUUCAGAAGGCGUACUAGUCGUCGUCAGUAUCCAAUCAUAAGCCAGUUAGCAUCACUGAAACACUGGUUCGUGGAGUCGGCAAAGAGGGCCAAAUCACCACACGCAAAGGUGUCGGGCGCACAAGGUGGGCAUCGCAAAUUCCUAUCGGAGAGGCUAAGCCCAGGAAAGGGACAAGAACCUGGCAAAAAGCCGACAUCCUCGUCCACGGCUGCUGGAUACCAAGGUGACUUGUUGACACCGACUCAGGUGAAACGCUCAUCGAAUGCUAGCAGCUUGGCUCCAAGCAGCGCUUCAUACCCAAACCACCGUCACUCUUUCCCCCGGCAACCUCGACCCCUGAGUACAGGGCAAACCCAUAGAAAUUCUCUAUCGCCUUCCCCGAUCACUCCAAGGGGCUCUUACCGGCGGUCAUCCGCGGGUUUGCGUGGACGCAAGUCGACAUCUUCUUCUGUCUCCUCGAUCCGCAGCAUACAUCAUACUCAUACUCAUUCCAAAGCCUCAUCGGUAUCCUCAAACAGCAUCGGAUCGGCUUCGACACCGACCGCUCGUAUCACCAAAUCACCUCAUUCUUCUGUCAAAGUCCUGCCUACCACUCCGAGCGCCUCUGCUCGCUUCCCAAGCAAUAUUCGCCUGGUCCGAGGCACGCAAGCUGGAAUCCGUGACAUGGACGACCACAACGGAAGACUUCACUCGGUGUUCAACGAAGCAGCCCCGACGCCGCUGCUCUAUUCCCCUUCCUCGAGUCUUGUGUUUGCCCGUCGCAAACGAUCCGCAUUCAAGGGUCCUAUGAUUCAUACUGCAAACUUGAUGGUAUCUGGUGGUGUGGCUGCUUCGCAGUAUCCUCAAGUAGAUUAUGGCGCUGAAGAUCCUGUCGUCGCGAGUGCCCCCCGGCCCGCAGCACGGAAGAGUCAAAUCAUUGAGGAAGAGGAAGACUUGGAAGAAGAGAUUGAAGAGGUUGAUACUUUCAGCGGCGUGGAGGAUGAGCCAGGCUCGCCGGCUGAUUUAGUCAAGUCGAGCGAUUGCCAUGGCCAUGAGCAAUUGGACGGGUCUCUUCGUGAGCCGACUCGCAAACCCGCUCUAGCGCCUGCUCCAGAUCUCGACGCCAGCCCUCGCCCGCCCCGCUCGUCCUCGUUGACAACGCCGCCGUUCUCAACAGUUACCGAAUAGACCCUACUCCUUGUGAUGCAGAUCUCUUGAGAUAAUCGCCUGUGCGAUGCAAUGUUGAGACUUUUCGGGCAAUUGCAGCCGAGCAUACUGGAGUUCAUCUUCGCAUGAUUCGAUACGUUUUACACAUUUCAACAUACUUAUACCCCCUUCUGCGUCUUUGUGGUGCUAGUUUUUCUUUUUGGACAGAAUUCGAUUCCCGAUAGGUCGCUUUAAGAUGGCAAUGUUAUGAGGAAAAGGCUUAAGAAGGAUUCAAAGGCUAUCCUUGCCCACUAGAUACCUCCUUUCCUGACCCUUGUCUCCAGACUCUCUUUGACCUUCGGAAGGCUAGCCUUGCAUUCUUAUGGCAUAUACCACGUCAUACUUAUUACACACCUCGCGCAGAUUUCAUUUGUACUCUAAUAUGAUAUCUUACCUACCUUUCUAC
Messenger RNA from Aspergillus saccharolyticus JOP 1030-1, 4459 nucleotides. Its product is annotated as non-specific serine/threonine protein kinase. The record is from RefSeq and is a predicted model, not a curated record. Gene Ontology annotation, biological process: mitotic spindle organization; protein phosphorylation; regulation of cytokinesis. Gene Ontology annotation, molecular function: protein kinase activity; ATP binding. The coding region runs from base 283 to 4035 and encodes 1250 amino acids. Gene Ontology annotation, cellular component: spindle pole centrosome; spindle midzone; spindle microtubule. The transcript is spliced from 8 exons. NCBI's taxonomy places the organism in Eukaryota, Fungi, Ascomycota, Eurotiomycetes, Eurotiales, Aspergillaceae.